This is a messenger RNA of Nycticebus coucang (slow loris), 5026 nucleotides long. RefSeq names its product CD58 molecule (gene CD58). Lineage: Eukaryota; Metazoa; Chordata; Mammalia; Primates; Lorisidae. The transcript is spliced from 5 exons. The record is from RefSeq and is a predicted model, not a curated record. Gene Ontology annotation, molecular function: signaling receptor binding. Gene Ontology annotation, cellular component: cell surface. Bases 140 to 712 code for a protein of 190 amino acids.
GUACACGCGUCUGUGGAAGACAGCCUAGAGGAGAGGGCUGGGGACAAGCGCCUGUGUGGUAGAUUUUAUCAGCUGUGAUGGCCUAAUCGUAUAUGGGGCUUUGAACGAGAAUGUAACUUUUGGUCCGUCAAACCAUACGAUGACUUUUCACGAGAUCCUGUGGAAAAAACAGAAGAAUAAAGUUAUAGAAUGGGACCGUUCAGUCAUGAAACCUUUCCCACCUUUUCAGGGUAGAGUUCAAUUAGACCAUGUGUCUGGCAACCUCACUAUCUUUAACUUAACAUUAUCAGAUGAAGAUGAGUACGAAAUUGAAUCACCAAAUAUGGCAGAUACUGUCAAGUUCUUUCUUUAUGUGAUUGAGCCCAUACCAUCUCUUCAACUAAAUUGUACAUUGAUUCAUGGAAAAAUUGUAGCCCAAUGCUGGAUCCCAGAGCAUUAUAACAACCAUGUGGAACUUUUAAAUUACUCGUGGUCUUGCCCUUGGGAACAAUGCAAAAGUCACUCAAACAAUGAAAUAUCUUUUACUAUGGAAAGAGAUCUCUCACAGGAAGUACAGUGUGUUGUAAGCAAUAAAGUAUCCAUAAAGACAUUAACGAUCAGUUUGGAAACCUGUAUCCCAAACACCGGUCAUCCAAGGGUCAGGUAUCCAAUUAUAGCAUCACUACUAGUAGUGAGUUUACUAAGUGCUAUAUGGUUUUUAAAGGUAUGCUAAUGAAAGAAAUCGCAGAUGACAUAAACAAAUGGGAAAACGUCCCCUGCUCAUGGAUUGGUAAAGAAUAAACAUUUUUAAAAUGUCCUUAUUGCCAGAGUGAUUUACAGAUUCAACGCAAUCCCUUAUACCAGCAUCAUGUUUCACAUAUCUAAAGGGAAUAAUCUUAAACUUCAGUAGGAACCAAAAAAGCCUAAAUAACCAAAGCAGUAUUAAGCAAAAUGAACAGAUCUGGAGGCAUCACAUCACCUGUCUUUAAAUUAUACUACAAAUCUGUAGUAACCAAAACAGCAUGGUAUUAAUAUAAAAGUAGAGACAUAGACCAAUGGAACCGAAUAGAGAACCCAGUAAUAAAACCAUCUCCCUACAACCAACUGAUCUUUGACAAAGCAGACAACAUACAUUGGGCAAAGGAAGUCCUCUUCAAUAACUGGGGCUAGGAAAAUUGGACAGCCACGUUCAGAAGAAUGAAACAGGACCCCUAUCUCUUGCCAUAUACUAAAAUCAAUCUAUCUUUAAUCAAGAUGGAUUAAAGGCUUAAGUAUAAGGCAUGAAACUUGUAGAAGAAAAUAUAGAAAAAACUAUUUAAGACAUUGGCCUAGGCAAAGGAUUUAUGACUAAGACUCCAAAAGCAAAGACAGCAACAACAAAAAUAAAUAAAUAGGACUUAAUUAGAUCAAAAAGCUUCUGCUUAGCAGAGUGAAUAGACAACUUACAGAUUGGGAGAAAAUAUUCACCAAUGAUACAUUUAAGAAAUCCACAAUAUCCACAAUCUACAAAGAACUUAAAUCUGUAAGAAAAAAAGAAAAACUCCAUUAAAAAGUAGCAAAAGGCAUGAACAGAAGCUUUCUGAAAGAAAAUAGACAAAUGGCCAACAAACAUCUGAAAAAAAUGGUCAACAUCAGUAAUUAUCAGGGAAAUUCAAAUUAAGGUCACAACUAGAUAUCAUCUAACCCCUAUUGGAAUGGCCAUUAUUAAAAAGUCAAAAAACAACAGAUGUUGGCAUGAAUGCAGAGAGAAAGGAAUGCUUAUACGCUGUCGGUGGGAAUGCUUAUACGCUGUCGGUGCAGAUUAGUACAACUUCUGUAGAGAAAAAUGUGGAGAUUCCUCAAAAAAGAAAAUAAAUGUAGACUUAUCAUCCUAUGCAGCAAUCUUAUUUCUGGGCAUCUACCUAAAGAAAAUUAAAUCAUUUUAUCAAAAAGACACCUGCAAAUGUUUACUUCAUUACAAUUCACAACUGCAAAGACGUGACAUCAACCUAAGUGCCCUUCAAUUCAUGAAUGGAUAAAGAAAAUGUGUUGUAUAUAUGUGUAUAUAUACACACACAUACAGCAUGGAGUACUACACAUCCAUGAAAAGGAGUUAAAUAAAGUUAUCUGUAACAACUUGGAUGGAACUGGAGACCGUUAUCCUAAGUGAAGUAUCUCGGGAAUGAAAAUCUAAACACCACAUGUUCUCACUAAUACCUAGGAGCUAAGAGAUGGGUACACAUGGACACGAAGUGAUAUAAAGAACAUCAGAAACCAGGAAGAGGGGGAUGGAGGGUGAGUGUGCCAUAGAAACUUACCUGUAGGGUACAGUGAACACUAUUCUGGUCACAGGCACACCAAAAGCCCUGAUGUAAGCAUUAUACAAAACGUCCAUGUAACAAAAACACUUGUAUCCCCUUAAUCAAUAUUUUGAGAUAAACAUAAAUACAGCUAAAAUGUAUUUUUAAUCCCAAAAUAGCAGUAGCAUAGUCAAUCAUCUCCUUAACAGGUUGGUCCCCUGAAAUGAAAGUCAUUUUCCACUCAGUAUUGUGAAUCUAUCACCAGGAUGCCUGAACUAAAGGGAGGUGACCCUGAGGUCCCACAGAACUUCCAAACAAAUGGAAGUUGGCCCUGGGUAACCUAAAACAAAGGCUAUUAUUCUUUUAAAACAAUUCAGCAAGCAUCUUAACCUUAAAGCCAUUUAGUUGGGAAAUGGUGAGGCCUUCAGCUUGGGGUCUUCGGAAGGGGAGCCAGUGAAUGCCAACAGCUCCAGCUGCCUAGUUGUUGUUGACAAACAACGUUAUAAGCUUUAGUCAACCCUUUUGACUAGUUCUAGGUGAGGGCUGAUGCCUUUUGUCGGGAGGAGCUGAUGCAUGCGUGUGUGGGGACACCAUCUCAAUAUCCAAAAUGGCAGCCAUGUGUGGCUACAGAGUAUUUGAAAUACAGGCAUCCAGAUUACAGUGUGCCGUGAGUAGAAUGCACAGCAAAUGUCUAAGACUGUAUAAGAAAAGAAUAUGAAAUAUCUUAAAAGUUAUUGAUUAAAUGCUAGAAUGAUACUUUUUUGAUGAUUUGGGUCCAUAAAAUAUAUUAUGAAAAUUCACCUAUUUCAUUUUACUUUGUGAUGUGGUGACUAAAACUUUGAGACUGCUUAUGUGGUGUGCAUUAUCUUUCUACGUGGGCAGCACUAGUCUAAGCCUUUUUAACCUUCCCUUCACUUUUAGCCUCAUGAACAAGGACUUAUAAAGUUAACUAUUUUGUACAUCGUUUUUUUGUUAGUUUUUCUAUUGUAUUCUGACCAAUUUUGAAACAACUCUUUGGACCAGUUCUGUAGCUAAUUUGAUGAAUGCGUUUAGGAUGGUGGAAAUCCCAGCUUUGGUUGAGUUUUCCAAAUUCAGAUCUCUAACAGGUGGUCAAUAGCCUUAAGAUUUCAGCUUCUGUUUUCAGUCUUUUAAUUUAGAUGAAAAUUUCUUCAUUUUAGAUUUUUUGAAACAUGGUAGAGAGACAGACAGAACCAGGUAAGUAGGCUAUGGAUGGUGCAUCGUGCUGGGAUAAGAGCAGCCCUACUGUUGAGCACUCACUACCUGGGGAGCCAGAUUACACUCCCUCACUGGUUGCCUUGUGCAGCAAUAAGAAGUGGCACCUGCAGAUGUUCUAACCGCAGCUUAUUAAGUAAAACAGCAUGCCAUGCACUGUGCAGAUAUCACCUUCUUGAACCCAAGAGCCUUGCAUAGGGGACAGCAUUAAUCACCCCUUGCUUAGAGAAAAUGUGUGUGGGGCUCAGAGAAGUAGAAUAAGAUAUCAGGGUCACACUGCUAGUCAGCGGCAUACUGCUUUGGGCAUGACAUUCAGGCACAGAAGUGGAGGUGCAAGUUUCAGGGCUGGGGCCAAAGUUACAGAUUGGGGAGCACCAUCCUGAGGCCAGUAUUGACGUCCUGAGCAUCUGUCCUCACCAAGAAAGAAAAGCCAGAUGCCGGCUGGUCGUGGGGAGAGGUGGAGGAGCAAAGCUUGCAGGAGAGUGGGGGGAGCACUUGGUGAACCCCAGGGCAGGCUACAUGUCAGAGAGACAGGAGGGGCCGCCUAGUAGCUGGUGCAGACCUGGGCUCUGCCGAGGGAGGUGCUGUGGCCGGUGUGGGGAUGAAGAAAGGAUUGCUGCAUGGCGUCGAGGGCCCGGUGUGGUGGGACUGAGGAGGUUUUCGUUCUCCUCAGUUGCCAGGUAGAAUGGGGCUCAGGUUACCCUGGGAAACCAAGCUGGAGAAGCAGGCUAGAUUCCUUGGCAGUAGCUGACACUGGCUGCCAGGGUGUGUGAGGAGAGUCCUGGGAAGGCAGGGAGCUGAGAGAGGGGCACAGCCGCAGCUGGUGCCCCUCCCAGGAGUCCCAUGCGUGCCCCAGCUCAUUUGAGGAGCAAUGCCCACUUUCUCUAUCCCCUUCUGGGAAAUUCACAGCCUAUGAGGUUCCUGUUAGGAAAAUUUAUAAUUUGCUUCCCUUUGCCUCACCCCUGUGACCACAGCACUAAUUCUUCAUGAAUUCUCUUUACUAACAGAAUACAAAUGUUCGGAGAACUAGGCCUGGUUUGAUCUGUGGGCUCCGUGGAAAUAGACCGUGGGGAAGGUGCAAGGCCAAGAAAUGGGCCUCAGUUUGGAGGAGCCUGGCCAAAGCAGGGCUGUGGCUUCCCUUUUUGGCUCAAAUUAGCCCAGAUUGACUACAUUUUACAAAUUAUAAACAUGAAAAUUUUUUUAUAGUUCCCACUGGUUGGUAACAGAUGAAGCUAACGGGGUAAAAAUGAAAUUAUUUUAAAAACUUUAAAAAGUCUUUUGAAAGUAUUUUGUCCCUUGGCGGGAAAACUUUGAAGAAACCUUCACCAAGCAGCUAUUUUUUAGAAUAAAUGUCAACUAACCAGUAUUAGUUUGUACUUGGUGCCUGCAUCUUGGUCAUGGUCUACUUAGUUCUUGGUCAUGAAAUUGUUGUUAAAAUAAGGAAACUUUUGUUAAUAAUGUAAAUAUGUACCUAAUGUAAGUGUUGUUGCUAUUUUUUUCCUGUUAAUAUAGACAAAUAAAAAUUGCAUACCUUU